Leptosia nina is the source of this 1344-nucleotide messenger RNA. The record is from the annotation of a GenBank genome assembly. NCBI's taxonomy places the organism in Eukaryota, Metazoa, Arthropoda, Insecta, Lepidoptera, Pieridae.
AUGGCUGUGUCGUGGGUCUCUGUGGCUUUCCUAGCUGCUACAGCGCUCGGUGCUUCUAUCGGACCCGCCGCAGAAAAGCAAAUAGUGGAAAAGUCAAUUUGUGGAAAAGUAUGGGUGACAGUACACUCGCUUAACAUACGCUUGGGAGUUGGACAAAACCUGCUAGAUGCUAUAGAAUUGAACUGGGACUUCAGUUCUUGCGCCAAUCUGCCUAAUCAGAUUGGACUUUUCGGCUCUCGACCGACCGGCUGGCACAGCGCCCUAGCAGUAUACCAGGUCACCUCUGCCACGGGUCAUAUAAUAACAAACAUUUCUCUUGGUGAACCUGACCUUCCCGGUGGCUGGCAAUCAGGUGGCGGGCUAAGAGGCCCUCAGUGCUUGUGGCCGUGGGUUGGAGCUGGUAAUGAACAUGUACAAACGUUUAAUUGCUUAAAAAUCCAGCCAACCUGGAUGGAGGAUUAUGGAGAGCGAAUCAAUAAACUACGCAUUGGCGAUUUAGCGAUACCAGGCACUCAUAAUGCUGGAGCGUGGCGAUUUGAUACUGAAAUUAGUACUGUCACAAGAGACAGCUUCGUCCUCUGUCAAGACCGAUCUAUUUGGGCGCAACUCGUUCACGGAAUCAGAUACUUCGAUUUCAGAAUUGCCUACUACGACUUCUAUGAUAGGAUUGAAGACAGAUAUUGGCUCAACCACAACUUAAUCCGAGUCCGUCCACUUCUACCCUUGUUAAGAGAAAUUAGAGCAUUCUUAGAUGUUACUCGAGAGGUGGUUUUCCUCGACGCUCACCAUUUUCCCGUGGGAUUUUACGAUCAGAAUGGUGCUCCUAUCAGAUCGGUCCAUUCGGGGCUCCUUCAUAUGGUACAAAAAGAACUCGGUGCCCACAUCGCAGUAGCGACCCAAUUCUACACAGGGCCUGGUACUAAGGGGCCAACACUACAAACUUUGAAAGACGCUGACAAGCGCCUAGUUUUCAACUAUGUUGAUAACACUAUUGUAGCGGAAAAUAAUUGGCUGUGGCCGAUUCUACCUCAUUUAUGGGCGAACACGAACAACCCUACAGCACUAUUCCAGUACUUAGACCGUGCCAUCAGCACCUCGCCACAGCCUAAUGCUCGUUCACCUUUGUUCUCUGCAAUGGCGCAAACAACUCCGACUGUUCUCGACAUACUCUUUGUGAGAGGAUCUCUGCGGGCAAACGCUGAUCAAGUCAACAGGAACGUAACAGCUCGAUUGGCGAGCGUCUGGCGUCAGCGGGCUAACAUAGUCUCAACAGACUUCUUCCUCGCGAAUGAUGUUGUCGAUGUGUCCAUAGAGAUCAGCGUGGAACGCUCCAACAGAUUAUGA